UUACCUGUCCAAGAAUCACCUGCCGACAACCUUUCAGACCUUCUAAAAAUCAAACCUUGAGCCUCCAGUUGUGAAGGCUCGCGCGCACGUGCAGGGCAACCGCGCAUAAUCAGCAGCGCUUGUUCGGGCUCAGGGGCUGACGGGCAAACGUCACGGGGUCCGGGGAAGCGGGGAGCGAGGGAGCGCGAGAGGUGUUCAGCAGCAAGAAGGUGAUGUCGUAAAGCGGAGUGUCGUAAACCAGGUGCGGGGAGGGGAGGUGGGGUGGAGGGAGGAGGGGUGGAGGCGAGAGAGGAGGUGACUCUCCGGCAGCAUUUAGACACAGCGAAAGGAUCAUGGCGGAUGGCCCCAGGUGUAAGCGCAGAAAACAGGCGAAUCCGAGGAGGAAUAACGUAACGAACUACAACAAUGGCGCGGAGGCGACCUCGGACUCGGACGACGAGGACAAGCUGCACAUCGUGGAGGAGGACAGCCUGCCGGACGGGGGGGACGGGGGGGACACGGGGGACGAGGCGGAGUCGGACGGCAACGCGCCAGAGAGCCGCCCGGACGCCCGCGCCGCAGUAUUAACAGCCAACGGAAAACAGCGCCACCCGCAGUGGGACAGUGAAGACCUGGGGCCUGAUGCUAAGAAGCAGAGAACGAGGUUUAAAGUGAAGGCCGAGAGCGGCUCGGAGCCGGAGGAGAACGGGAGCGCGGACGCCAUGGUGGAGGAGAUGCUCCAGCAGGGGGACACGGCCGUCAUCUACCCCGUCGCUCCGGAGGAGGAGGCGCGGCAGGGCACGCCGGAGGCCAGCGGGCACGACGAAAACGGGACCCCGGACGCCUUCUCCCAGCUGCUCACCUGCCCGUACUGCGCCAGGGGCUACAAGCGCUACACCUCGCUGAAGGAGCACAUCAAGUACCGCCACGAGAAGAGCGAGGACAACUUCAGCUGCUCGCUGUGCAGCUACACCUUCGCCUACCGCACGCAGCUGGACCGCCACAUGACCGCGCACAAGUCUGGGCGAGAACAGCGCGUACACGUGACGCAGUCGGGGGGGAACCGAAAGUUCAAGUGCACCGAGUGCACCAAGGCCUUCAAGUACAAGCACCACCUGAAGGAGCAUUUACGGAUCCACAGCGGAGAGAAGCCAUACGAGUGUCCAAACUGUAAGAAGCGCUUCUCCCACUCGGGCUCCUACAGCUCCCACAUCAGCAGCAAGAAGUGCAUCGGGCCCGUCCCCGUCAACGGCCGGCCCCGCCCGGGGGGCAAGCCCGCCCUCUGCCCCUCCCCCUCCCCGUCCCUGGCCCCCUCCCCCGCGCCCGCCGGGCGGACCGUCGCCCGGGAGAAGCCCGACCCGGGGAAGCCGCUCCAGGAGCAGCUGCCGGUCACGCAGAUCAAAGCCGAGCCGCUGGAGUACGAGUACAAGCCGGUGGUUCUGGCGCCGGCCGCCAACGGCGUCUUCAACGGGGGCCCCGCCCUGCCGCCGGCCCCGGCCCCGCCCCAGGGCGUGGUCCAGGCGGUGGUGCUGCCCACGGUGGGCCUGGUCUCGCCCAUCAGCAUCAACCUGAGCGACCUGCAGAGCGUGCUCAAGGUGGCCGUGGACGGCAACGUUCUGCGCCAGGUGCUGGAGAGCGCCCACCUCAACGCCGCCAACGCGUCCAAGGGGCCCGGCGGCGGGGUCGCCACGGCAACCACCGCCACCCACUCCGUCAUCUCCGCCAUCAGUCUUCCCAUCGUCGACCAGGACGGCACCACUAAGAUCAUCAUCAACUACAGCCUGGAGCCCAGCCACAACCCCCACCCAGCCCCGCCCGCGCCCGCGCCCGCCCCCCAGGCCCCCAAAAAGGAGGGCCCGCCCGCCCGGGCCCCGGACGCCGGCAAGGCGGAGACGGCCCCCGAGGACCCCGCCCCCAAGGCGGAGCAGAACAAAGAGGCGGAGCCGGCGGGCAGCGAGGGGGCGGGGGAAGCGGCGGGGGCGGGGCCGGACGGCGAGAGGACGUGUCUGCUGUGUGACGACUGCCCCGGCGGGCUGGACGCUCUGCACACGCUCAAACACUGCGGCCGCGAGGCGGCGGACCCGGCGGCGGCCGACGGCGAGCGCGACGGCGAGGGCGAGAGCGGGGCGGACCCCGGGGGCGUGUCGGCCCUGCUGGCGGACGGCGUGGCGGGCCAGCCGCCGCUGAAGAACCUGCUCUCGCUGCUCAAGGCCUACUUCGCCCUCAACGCCGAGCCCACCGCCGCCGAGCUCGCCAAGAUCGCCGACUCGGUCAGCCUGCCCGCCCACGUGGUCCGCCGGUGGUUCCACAAGAUGCGGUCCGGCCAGAUCGCCGUGGGGGGGCCGCCCCGCCCCCCCCAGUCCGGGGACGAGGCGUCGGAGGGGGGCGGAGCCGGAGCCGGGUCCGACCCCCCGGCGGAUCCCGAUGCCCCGCCCCCCCCCGCGACCGAAGCGCUGGAGGAGCCCGCGGACACGGACGAGGACCCGAGCGGCGACCCCCCCCAGGACCCCCCCUCCUCCCCGCUCAACCUCUCCUCCACCGGCCUCGUCAUCGUCAAGUCCGAGGAAGAGGAGGACGAGGACGGGCAGGCGGAGCCGCUGGACCUGUCGCUGCCCAAGCUCCCCAGGGAGGGGGGCGAGGGGGGGGGCGCCGCCGGCCUUCACCAGGGCAGCGCCUACUCCGUCCAGGAGGAGCCGCUCAACCUGACGUGCGCCAAGAAGGAGCCGCCCGCGCCCGCGCCCCUGACCUCCGACACCAUCUACGUCACCCCGAGCGCCAACCCCGUCAGCAUCGUGGCCACCCAGCUGCCCACCAUCCUGGCCAUCACCGAGCAGGGCAGCCUGCCCUGCCUGCGCGCCGUCACCGCCAGCAAGCACACCAUCCUCAUACCGCAGCUGGCCUACACCUACGCCACCACCGCCACCGCCACCGCCGCCGCCAGCAGCCCCCCCGCGGCCCCCGCCCCGCAGAAGCCCCUGCAGCCCAACGGCCUCCAGGAUGAGAGGCUGGACACUAGCUCAGAGGGGGUGGAGGAGCAGAACGAUUCGGACUCGGCCCCCCCGCGGAAGAAGAUGAGGAAGACGGAGAGCGGGAUGUACGCGUGUGACCUGUGUGACAAGAUCUUCCAGAAGAGCAGCUCCCUGCUGCGCCACAAGUACGAGCACACGGGCAAACGGCCUCACGAGUGCGGGAUCUGCAGCAAGGCCUUCAAACACAAGCACCACCUGAUCGAGCACAUGCGCCUGCACUCGGGGGAGAAGCCCUACCAGUGCGACAAGUGCGGCAAGCGCUUCUCCCACUCGGGCUCCUACUCCCAGCACAUGAACCACCGCUACUCCUACUGCAAGAAGGAGGGGCAGGAGCGCCAGGAGGGGGCCGAGCCGGGGGCCCAGGGAGGCGCGGACACGCCCGCCGCGGGGGAGCAGGCCGACGGCAGGACCGCCUCCCCUCCCUCCCAACCGGACUCGGAGGACCGCGACGAGGAGGAGAGCGAGGACGAGGAGGAGGAGGAGGAGGAGGAAGAGGAGCUGGAGGGAGGAGUGAGCGAGGACGAGAUCCAGGUGGUGCGGGUUGGGGAAGGUGAGGACAGCGAGGAAGAGUGGAGGGAACACGCGGGGGAGGAUGAGGAGGAGGAGCCAGAGGAGGAAGGGGAGGAGCUAGAGCAGGAAGGCAAAGAGACGCGGGGAGAAGAGGCAUGGCGUGACGAGGAGGCACAGGGAGUUGAGGAGGUGCGGGUGGGGGAAGUUGGGCUGCAGGAGGUCGAGGAGGAGACUGAGGGGGAGAUGGAGGGGGAGACGGAGGGGGAGACGCAGGAAGAGACAGCGGAGGAGGAGACGCAGGAAGAGACAGCAGAGGAGGAGACGCAGGAAGAGACAGCAGAGGAGGAGACGCAGGAAGAGACGGCGGAGGAGGAGACGCAGGAAGAGACAGCGGAGGAGGAGACGCAGGAAGAGACAGCGGAGGAGGAGACGCAGGAAGAGACAGCAGAGGAGGAGACGCAGGAAGAGACGGCGGAGGAGGAGACGCAGGAAGAGACAGCGGAGGAGGAGACGCAGGAAGAGACAGCGGAGGAGGAGACACAGGAAGAGACAGCGGAGGAGGAGACGCAGGAAGAGACAGCGGAGGAGGAGACGCAGGAAGAGAUGGAGGAGGGGGAGGGGGAGACGCAGGAGGAGAUGCAGAAGGAGACAGAAAAGGAGACGCAGGAGGAGACAGAGGGGGAGACGCUGGAGGAGACGCAAGAGGAGAUGGAGGAGAGGCAGGACAAGGAGACGCAAGAGGAGACGCAGGAAGGUCACACUCAGGUGGAAGAGGAGGCCAUGGAGACACAGGAGAGCGAAGGAGGAAGCGGGGCGGUGGAGGAGGUAGAGAGAAACGCGGGCGAGGGCUCCGAGAACAAAGAGAAGAAAGAGGAGGCGGAGGAGGAAUGA
Molecule: messenger RNA, 4409 nt
Organism: Anguilla anguilla (European eel)
Lineage: Eukaryota; Metazoa; Chordata; Actinopteri; Anguilliformes; Anguillidae
Product: zinc finger E-box-binding homeobox 1-like
Exons: 10
Coding region: 333-4409 (1358 amino acids)
Biological process (GO): anatomical structure development; regulation of transcription by RNA polymerase II
Molecular function (GO): DNA-binding transcription factor activity, RNA polymerase II-specific; RNA polymerase II cis-regulatory region sequence-specific DNA binding
Source: RefSeq, a predicted model, not a curated record